Paramecium pentaurelia is the source of this 1981-nucleotide messenger RNA. The record is from the annotation of a GenBank genome assembly. Lineage: Eukaryota; Ciliophora; Oligohymenophorea; Peniculida; Parameciidae.
AUGAGAAGUCAUGCCAAAUAGUUAACGAUUAUAUAAGAAAAUCAUUUCUAAAACUAAAUCUUAGAAAUAACAAAACUAAUACGUAUUAAGAUAAUUAAAACUAUAGGUUAAGGUAAAUAUAAAGCUGGAUUUGCAUUAAUUAACAAAGAAUUUGAAAGAUCAUUGAUUAUGCAAACAGGAUGGCGAAUUCGUAUUCAAUUACUUAGAAGAGGAAUAGUGUGUCUUAUUAAGAUUCUAAAGUAGUAUUCUCGUGAUGGGAACAAAUAAGAAAGUUAAAUACACUUAGUGAGAAAGUUACAGCAAUUCCUUUUGUUUUAUAUGGAAAUGUUACAAAACUAAGCUAAGGAAUAUAGUAAAAAUUAAUAAGAAAUUUAAUAGAAAAGUUUUAUUUGAAGGAUAUUCUAUAUAGAUUUUCUUAAAUUUAAAUGCUGACAUUUUAAUUAUCAAAAUAACAUGAAGAUGUUAGAUGUGUACUAUAUUGGAAGCCAAUUUGUUAUUAUAAGGAUUCUCGAUUCAAUAAAUUAAAUUUUUAGUAUAACUUAUUAGUUGGACAAUUGCAUUUUUAAUUUAAGUUAUUUGAGCCUGCUAUUUCUUAUUUUUAUGAAGCCAUAACUGAAUGUUAAUUUCUAUUGAUGGAUAUAAUUAAUUAAGAUUAUCACCUUAAAAAGAUGGAAGAUUAAUAUUUUAAAGUAAUUUCAUGGAUUGUUGUUACACUCUAUAUUCUUGGUUUUAUAUUUGAAUUACAAUCAGAUUAUACUAAAUUAUUAGAAACAUAUAAAAUUGCAUUGUGGUUAUCAUAAAUAACAAAUAAUAUUGGUUUAACCGCAUUUAUUGAUGAAAAAUAUUAUUAAUACACUAACAAAGUAAGAUUUACAUAUAUAAUUAAUUUAGUAUAGAAAUUUCAUGUUAGAAAUAAAGGAAGUCAAUUCAAUUUUAGCACCAAUUUUUCCAUAAUCUAAUCAUUAUCAAAAUGAAGAUACAAGUAAUGAUUAUUGGACUAAAAUAAAUGAUGGAUUUUAUAGAAAAUAUAAUAAAGAGAUUAAUUUAAACUUAUAUUCCAUUUUACAAUAACCAGAUGAAUCUGUUUAUAAUAAAAAGUUAUUUAGAUUAACUGAAUAAGAAACUACAAUCUAAUCCAAUAUUCAUACUCCUCGUUAAUAAGAAAAAUGUAGAACAUUCAAUUCAUUAGAUGAUGUAAAGAUCAGUAAGUAAACUACUAAUAAUCCUUCACCUUAACAUUCUCAUAGAACUCCUGUUAUAAUAACACAUCAGAAAAGUAAAUCUUAUAAGUUCACUUCAGAUAUUGAUUAAAUUCUAAAGAGAUUGCCUUAAAGGGAAAUUGAAACCUUUUCUUCCUUAAAGGCUAAAAAAGAAUUAGAUUUAUAUUAUCAAUAAAAGGUUCUCUCCUCUUUUGAAAGUGCAAAUUAAAUAAAAUCUUUAAAAUCUGUUAAAUAAUAGAUAUCAUCUUAAGAAGAAAUAGAUAAAGUUUGCUAAUCAGAUUUAAUAGUAGGAAAAAAACUAUUAAAAUUUCAAAAAUAUACUCAUUAAAGAGUAGCAACACAUUCGAACAUAAUGAAAAUUAUAUCUGAUAUAUCCAAAGAAUAAGAACAUUUAGAAGGUAUUAAUAAAGCCAGAUUGGUAUUAUAAGGAACAUAAGACAUAGAAGAUAAAAUGAGAUUUUAAAUUUAAUAAAUCAUUAAAAAAUAGUCUAUAUUUAAUGAAGGAGAAUUAAUGGUAAUUAAUAUAUAAUAUUUAUUAGAAUCUUAAAUCAUUAGUUUCAGAUUAUGAAUAAAAUUUAUCUAAAGCACCUACAAUACAUGAGCAACCUAUCGAAUAAUCAUAAAUUUCUAAAAGUUUAAGAGAGAAAAAUAAUUUAAUUGUUAAAUCGAUUGAUUAAAUUAUUAAAAGAACACCUUAAGAAUAAUUUAAAACAAGAAAGUCUUUUUUAUCUCGUGUAUAAGAAAGUAUGCUUAAAAAAUGA